UAAACACAGGCUUUGCUACAAGUAACCUUUGUAUCGCUUGUCGGAGCGUCAACUCCACUAUACCAGUUCAUGUCAAUACUACUUAGAAGUUCGGUGGCAACGUGUAGUGGUGACGUCCGUAAAUUUCAGCGCGAGGACCAAGUCAGGAUGAUUUCUAUCAAAGCACUGGCAUUCAUGCCCCAAACCAUGCCGCAGGCGAGGAAAGUCAACCUUAAGAUAUUUCUUGAUGAUAAUGCCAGGCCAACGGAAAGAGAAGAGGAUUUGAUUUUGAAAAUGCGGAGAAGAGGACUCAAAAUCGUUGGAAGAAAAGAUUACAUCUCGGUUCAAAGUGACUCAAGAAUAGCCAUGCAAUACAACUUGAUUGGUCCAAAGGAAUUUAUAAAGGUGAAGCAACAUAUAUCCAUUAAGGAAUUUCCUAAAUGGACGAAAAACUCCCUAUAUUACGUAAAGCAAGACGAAGAUUACCACAUGGAAGGGGAGAUUGAUGUACUCCAGGCUGGCAAGUUUGUAACAUCGUUUGAAGUCAAGGCAAUUUUAACACAUGACGCGUUCGAUUACUCUGGGCCUGACAAGGUUGAUGCUGUAGAAGUUGUAACCUCCAGUGAAUCGGAAUAUGACUCCAAAGAAGAUGAAGAGCUCACGGCUAAAGAACUGGAACGAGCAGUUGACGAGGAGCCUGUUGAAGACGCAAAGGAGGAGGCGGGGGUAGAACCAACCAUUCGAAUAUCUAAACCCUACGCGGAAUCCAAUGGCAUUAUUGGAAAGGCAGGAGGUGUUCUUGAACUCGAAGGAUGCGCUGCUACUAUAACAAUCCCUAGGGAUGCACUGGAGAAAGAUGUACAUAUUAAGAUUGAGCUGAUUCCAAACCUGAUCAAGAAUGAUGUUCACAGCGACAAAAAUGCUACUCUGUGCCACGCCUUCCGAUGCUCCCCGCCUGGAUGCAAACUGAAGAAGCCAAUGACAAUAUCAUGUGAGCACUGUGCCAGAAUUGCCCCAUCAGUGAAAUCGGGGGACACCCCCAUAAUACUUUACUCUUCCAAAGAAAAUACAGAUAUCGACGACGAGACCAUGAGAGGACUGGCUGGAGCGAUCGAGACUGAUCAGCAAAUCGAGUCCUUGGGUCGAGCACUAGGGUUUUCCGCUGCGGAUAUCAACAGGUUUCUGCACUCAAACAGGCUAGGAUCCCGGACAACGUUCAAGGGCACGAGUGAUAUGCUGUUUGACUGGAAGCAGAAGGUAGACGCAGGCCAGCAGCGUCCGAGGCUGAAGGAAGCACUGAAAAAGGCUGGCCUCGUCAUGCUGGCAGAAACGCACUUAGGAAUGGCCAAACCAAACGAAGCCCUUUCGCACAGCCUCCUUGCAGACCUUGCAGGGUCCCUGUGGUCUGAUGAAGUCGUGGAAGACUUGGGUCGGGCUCUCGGGUGCUCAGUGGCAGAGUUGAACCGAUACACUGCCACGAAUAAAAGAGGGGAACGGGUUACGUUCAGAGGCACCCAGGAUAUGCUACUGGACUGGAGACAGAAGGUCUCCCCAGGAGACCAGAUUCGGAAGCUGAAGGAAGCGCUCGACGAAGCAAACCUUGCAGAACUUAGUGAAACCUAUCUGACCGGAAACGUAGAAGUUGAACAACAAGAGCUGAGAGCGCCAGAAUGCAGAAUCGACGACAAGACAAUAGAGUUUGAUGUUGAUGAGUUAAGUACGUAUGAACUCCGAGUUCCAACUGAGAGUCUGAACGGAAAGGUGGUUGGCUACCUUGCCUUUCACCCAAUCACCAUGCCAAAAAAACGAAAGCCAGUUCUUAAUUUCAUAAUCUACGACAACGUACAAGGACGCAAAAAGGGAUUGUGCGAGGAAAUGGAGAUGAUGGGUCGAGUCACCAGAGACGUUGAGCGGUUGUUUGUAGUUGAUUCUGCUAUUCAGAAUGGUCUCGACGUUUCGUGCUCAUUGGAUGAAACAGAAGAGAUCGUGACAGAGACCCUCGACAUGCUGGAUCUGAAUCUCGGCCAAAACAUCCUGGACUUUGACUUGGAUUUUACAGACAUCUCAAUGAAUGAAGGAAAUGUAAAAAUAACGAUUUCACAUGGGAAAAGACGCCGGAAUAGCAUAUUUGUCGUCGACAUGAAAGAAAAUUCAAGAUCAACAGCAUGGGAGAACGCAUGAUCGGUCCCAUCAUCAUCAUGACGUCACAACUUUACUGUGCAACUUCUCUUACCACAGUCUUCACCCAUCAGCAUGAUCAGAGGACACACGGGAUAAUACUGGGGACACACAAUAAGGAUUUUUGUUUUAACCUAAAUGAAACACCUGUCCCAACCUUUUACGUAUAAAACAUGGUGCAAAAUACUAAUUUUUGUUAUUAUUUGCACCAAGAAAUAUGCAUUAGCACCAUAAAAGGUGCAGAAUUUUACCUGUUAAGGCGCAUUAUAUUUGACAUAAAAAAUAUGAAAAUUUGCACCUUUCUUAUAUGGUUCAUUUUGCACCCUCACUGCUAAAACUCCGGUGUUGAUUUGACACCAGCCCGGAAUGUCCACACCAGAGAAGUAUUGAAACAACACCAGUUUGGAAUCAAACCGAUGCCGUUUUAAUACUAAUUGGUGUUUAACCAAAACGAAACUGGUGUUGUUUAACACUUCUCUGGUGUGGACAUAAUAGAUACCAGACUAGUGUUAAAUCAACACCGGCAUUUUUUGCAGGGUAUUUACCCCCCCCCCCCACCAAUAUUACCAAUUUUUUUUUUUUUUUUUUUUUUUUUUUUAUGGUGUAUAUUACUUUGUAUGGUAAAUGUAGGACCCCAAGGAAGAACAGCGGUAUUUUGAAAAUACAGCUGAAUUGGGUGAUCCUCCGUUAUUGUAUGUAUCUCUCUUGUAUAUUGUAUAUUUUUUAUCUGAUUCGGAAAUAAAAACAAACAAACAAACAAAUUUAUGCCUUGUUAUCUCAUGUAAACUUCAAUUUUGUGUAAAUAUUUGUAUUUGUAAUGCAUUAAAGAAAGGCAAGUUUCCUCGUGAUUGAUAAUAAAGUGUCAAUUCAUUCAUUCAUUUAUUCAUUCAUGCAAAAUGUAACAUAAAGGAUCGGAUCUUCAUCAAUAUCUUCGCAGGGAUUAGUAGGGAUAUAUUUAGUUUAAUUCAGUUUUUAAUUCAAUUGUAUUCACAUCACUUUAAAAACACAUCAAGUUUACAAAUCAAUCCAAAUUACAAAAUACAUCAUACAUUACACGUACAUGUAAAUUAGGUAAGUUCUAAUUUGAAUAAUCGGUAAAAAUUUUGGUGGGGAUUUUAAUGUUUUUGGUAUGGUCUGGACCGAAAUUCAGGAAGCGUUAUUGAAUAAUUCAGAUAAAUAUUUUCUAUUUGUAAUAGGUUUCAUAACUACUGAGUUAUACAUGUAUGUAGCUCACAGCAGGUGAACCUGCAUUUUUGUUUAAGGUCAAAUCCACCUCAUAAAAAUGUUGAUUUGAAUCAAUAGAGGAAAAUCAGACAAGCAUAAUGUUGAAAAUUUCAUCAAAAUCGGAUGUAAAAUAAGAAGAUAUUUUCAAGUUUCGUUACUUUUCAUAAAACAGUGAUAUGUACAACUCAGUGAAAUGCAAAUUAGACAGUCGGUGAUGUCCCUCACUCACCAUUUUUUUUUAUUAUUGUUUGAAUUAUACAACAUUUCAUUUUUUAUAGAUUUGACCGUAAGCAUGGUAAGGACUGAACCAUAUUGACUGAACCAGAUAGUAUUCAACAAUGCUAAUUCCACAUGUUCAGGGAGGAAUUAAUCGUUGUUUCACUUGACAUUGAGGAGAACAUAAGAAUAUUUCAUAUUUCAUAUGAUAACAUACAAAAGAAAUAGAGAGUGGAUGACGUCAUGAGUCUUCUCAUUUGCAUUCCGACCAGGAUGUACAUAUAACUAUAUUGUGAAAUUAAGAAAACUUUAAAAUGUCAUAACUUUCUUAUUUUACAUCAAGUUUUGAUGAAGUUUUCACUGUUAUGCUUGUUGGAUUUUUCUCUUUUUAUUCAAAUCAACUUUUUGUUGGGGUGGACUUGUCCUUAAAGUGUAUGGCUUAUUAUGUUAACAAGUAUUUGUUGUGUCGUCAUGUGCAGUAUUCAGUACUUUUUGAUAGUCGCUUGCUGUGUCUAAUGAUUUACUUUAAACAAUUUCGGUGGGAUAAUGUACAUACUUUGUUUCUUUCAGUGUGGGUUUUUUUCCCUCCAAAUCUGCGUUAUAAUUCAUUAUGUUUUUUGAUUGACUUAACAAUGCCCUUGUUAUACACGGUUAUCGUAAACAUUAACGAUUUACAAAAUUCUAAAGGGGCUAAUAUUUAUUGUACAGCUCCUGAAAAUACAAAGAAAUGCAUUAUAUCAUUAAUUUCACUCUGAAAAAGUUUAACCAAUAUUACAUAAAAUGGGAACAUACAUAUUUGCUGGGUAAAAUGAUACCAAAUACGUUGUAAAUUUUACGCAGUUUUGCGUUCAAAUUUACCCUUAAAAUAUGCAUUUUGCUCAAUAUGGGGGAAAAUUACCAAACAAUCAUGCAUGUUCCCUUUGUACACAAUAUUGGGAAAGUUUUUACUCGACCUUUUUUUAGACUGAUGGAUUUUUCAAUUCCCGAAAAAAAAAACAGACCAAUCGUGCAUGCUCAAAAUUGAUGAGAAAUAAUCAAGAAUAUUGUCUACUAAAUUUUGUUCAGCAUUUUUCAUUUUAGGUUGAUCUUGUACUUUAGACUCUGAAAUUGCUCGAUUUGUUUAUUACAGAUAUUGGCAAAAAUAUUAUUAAUGCAUGAAAAUGAAGUACAGGUAGCUGAUACACGUGUUGGUUUUGUAAUAAGCGGCCUAAAAUGCGAGUGUAUGAGCAAAAGGUAUAUGUUGUAAUUGUGUUGAAAUUCAUAUUGAUAUACCUUUUAGGCUGCUUUAAUUCUUUUUGUCAUAUGAUACAGACAUUCCCCUACAUAACCUUUAGUAAUAAAAAGGGAAAUCAUGGCUCAGAUAAUGAUCCCGAUAACACAUGCAGACUCAUCACGUGUACCUGAUAAUGUUUCAAUAAAUAAGGUAUCGACAUUUUCAUUACUAGAA
Molecule: messenger RNA, 5044 nt
Organism: Lytechinus pictus (painted urchin)
Lineage: Eukaryota; Metazoa; Echinodermata; Echinoidea; Temnopleuroida; Toxopneustidae
Exons: 13
Coding region: 70-2160 (696 amino acids)
Biological process (GO): signal transduction
Molecular function (GO): protein binding
Source: RefSeq, a predicted model, not a curated record